AGCGAACGAGGGAGCGGCUGGCGGGCGGGAGGGCGCGGAGCAUGCGGAGCGGCGUCCCGGGCGGCCCCCGGGCUUGGACGAGGACUCAGGAGAAGUGCGCGGGCGGCGGGGUCGCGGAGCGGCGCGGGACCCGCGGCCGGCUCGGGGACGUCCUGCAGUGACUCGGAGUUCUCCGGGAGCCAGCGCCAGGCCAGGGCCCCCCCCACCCCGCCCGCCUCUUGGCCCGGACGGUCCGGCGGGGAGGCGCCCAUGUCGGACCGCGCGGCGCGCUGAGGGCGCGCGCGGGUGGGCGCAACCGGCACCAUGUCUAUGCUACCCACCUUCGGCUUCACGCAGGAACAAGUGGCGUGCGUAUGCGAGGUGCUGCAACAGGGCGGCAACAUCGAGCGGCUGGGCCGCUUCCUGUGGUCGCUGCCCGCCUGCGAGCACCUCCACAAGAAUGAAAGCGUGCUCAAGGCCAAGGCGGUGGUGGCCUUCCACCGCGGCAACUUCCGCGAGCUCUACAAGAUCCUGGAGAGCCAUCAGUUCUCGCCGCACAACCACGCCAAGCUGCAGCAGCUGUGGCUCAAGGCGCACUACAUCGAGGCGGAGAAGCUGCGCGGCCGGCCCCUGGGCGCUGUGGGCAAGUACCGAGUGCGCCGCAAGUUUCCCCUGCCGCGCUCCAUCUGGGACGGCGAGGAGACCAGCUACUGCUUCAAGGAAAAGAGUCGAAGCGUGCUGCGCGAGUGGUACGCUCACAACCCCUACCCCUCACCCCGCGAGAAGCGCGAGCUGGCGGAAGCCACGGGCCUCACCACCACGCAGGUCAGCAACUGGUUCAAGAACCGGCGGCAGCGCGACCGGGCAGCCGAGGCCAAGGAAAGGUACGAGGAGAACAGCGAGAACUCCAACAGCCACAAUCCGCUGGCUGCGUCGCUGAACGGCAGCGGCAAGUCUGUGCUAGGCAGCUCGGAGGACGAAAAGACGCCGUCGGGGACGCCAGACCACUCGUCGUCCAGCCCCGCGCUGCUGCUCAGCCCGCCGCCGCCACCCGGGCUGCCGUCCCUGCACAGCCUGGGCCACCCUCCGGGCCCCAGCGCCGUGCCCGUGCCCGUGCCGGGGGCAGGCGGCUCGGACCCACUGCAGCAUCACCACGGCCUGCAGGACUCCAUCCUCAACCCCAUGUCGGCCAACCUCGUGGACCUGGGCUCCUAGAGCCCCGCCUGCCUCGACGCGCUUGCCUUCUGGGCUGGUCGCUCGGGACCUGAGAAGGACCGUGUCCGGAGGGCGCCCCGCGCCGGCGACCCCACCAGGUACUGAAAGACCCGCGCGCUGAGCGGGCAGAACUGCCGGCCCGGGCAGGGCGGAUGGCUCUCUGGUUUAGUCUUUGUUCGGGAUUUAUUUUCAACAAGUUGCUUUGGAGAUCCUUUGGAGGCCUGGGACCGGGUCUUGAACCAGGGAAGGGAAUAAAUUAUACACCAUUCUCCUACUCUCUCUCCCUGCCUUCUCUUUCCCUCUCUUCUCUCUCUUCCCUUGCCUUCCUUGCUCUUUCUUCCUCUUCAUUCCCCUUCCUUCUCUCUUCUUUUCUUUUCUUCUUGCUUUCCCCCUUUUCACUGUCUCUGUUUCCCUCUGUACUUCCGGCUUGCCAUCUCUCGCUAGGUUUCUAUUACUCUAUCUCUGUUUUCUGUUUCUCCUCUCCGCCAGCCUCCUGCACCUCGCGGGCUGUACCCGUCGGUCUUUCUCCUCGUGCCUGGCGGUCUAUUUGCCCUCCCCCCAUUCCUCAUUUUACUGGGGUGGGAGUGGGAGGGGGAAGAGCAAAGAGAAGACAGGGCCUUUGAACCCGGGCUUUCUCCAGAGGCCCUCCCCCCGGGGUCAGCUGGGGGCUGCAGGUGUCAGCGCUGCCUAGUAGUAACUUAAGUGAAAGAGCAAAGGCGGCGUCAGGGAAGCCCCUGAACGCCCCCUUGCCGCUUGCCCCUCUGUCUUGGUGAGGCCCCGCCACUCGCUCUCCUCUUCCUCCUGGGACUGUGGCCACCGUGCUCCCGGCAGAGCGUGCCUCCCAGCCGCAGACUUGCCAUCUCCCUGUUAACGCCCUCAUGUGAAUGUUCUUCGGGAAAUAUUUCUGCUUUUAUUUUAUAAUAAAAUUAGAAAUCAUAAA
This is a messenger RNA of Balaenoptera ricei (Rice's whale), 2134 nucleotides long. RefSeq names its product SIX homeobox 2 (gene SIX2). The transcript is spliced from 2 exons. Gene Ontology annotation, molecular function: RNA polymerase II cis-regulatory region sequence-specific DNA binding; DNA-binding transcription factor activity, RNA polymerase II-specific. Gene Ontology annotation, biological process: regulation of transcription by RNA polymerase II; kidney development. The coding region runs from base 304 to 1194 and encodes 296 amino acids. Gene Ontology annotation, cellular component: nucleus; transcription regulator complex. The record is from RefSeq and is a predicted model, not a curated record. Lineage: Eukaryota; Metazoa; Chordata; Mammalia; Artiodactyla; Balaenopteridae.